AGCAGCAGCGGGACCCGCUGGGUGACAGGAAUCUGUUACCUGCAGCGGACAGAGCGCAGAGCUGAGGUGAGUCCACUGUGACUCAGUCUGCGACCAAACACGGAACCAGCCGGUUUCCCUCGAACCCGAACCACCAGCUGCCACUUGUUUCUGUCCUCUGAGGUUUUUUCUGCUUCUUUGGACCGAAUUGUUUCUGAUUCUGGGAGACAAACGGAGGAAAUCUGCAGAUUUUCUGGUUUCUUUUUCAGUCAGACUUCAGAGGAUGGAGAGAGGCGAGUUUCAGAGAGGAGUUUAAAUUCUUUCUCUUUGCUGAUCAGAUGGAAAACGACACGAUGUGGAGGAAUUUCACCCAAGUUCUCUCCGAACUGGACGGGAUGGGUGAUGAGGAAGAGGAGGAAGAGGAGGAAGGCGUCAGUGGGAACGGACUGCGCGUCCUGAUUGGCUGCAUCCUCUUCCUGCUCAUCGUGUCCACGCUGCUCGGGAACACGCUGGUCUGCGCCGCCGUCAUCAAGUUCCGCCACCUGCGGUCCAAAGUCACCAACUUCUUCGUGAUCUCGCUGGCCGUGUCCGACCUGUUCGUGGCCGUGCUGGUGAUGCCGUGGGAGGCCGUGACUGAGGUGACCGACAGCUGGCUGUUCGGAGGCUUCUGCGACGUGUGGAUCACCUUCGACAUCAUGUGCUCCACGGCCUCCAUCCUCAACCUGUGCAUCAUCAGCGUGGACCGGUACUGGGCCAUCGCCAGUCCCUUCAAGUACGAGCGGAAAAUGACGCACCGCGUGGCGUUCGUCAUGAUCGGGGUGGCGUGGACGCUGUCCAUCCUCAUCUCCCUGAUCCCGGUGCAGAUGAACUGGCACAGGGCUCUGGAGGAGGACGGCGCGGUGAUGGAGGAAGUGGCGGCCAUCUUGGACAGGAACUGGACAAACUCCACCAACCUGACCGGAAGCGCCUCGGCCUCCAUGAGCUGCGUGGCCAACCUGAACAAAACCUACGCCAUCUCCUCGUCCCUCAUCAGCUUCUACAUCCCGGUUCUGAUCAUGAUCGCCACUUACACCCGGAUCUACCGGAUCGCUCAGACCCAAAUCCGCAGAAUCGCGUCUUUGGAGCGGGCGGCGGAGCAGGCUCAGAACCAGGGCCACGGAGUGACCAGGAACCAGCAGCCGCCCCGGGCCGCCGACGAGGCGUCGCUCAAGUCUUCGUUCAAGAAGGAAACCAAAGUUCUGAAGACGCUGUCCAUCAUCAUGGGGGUGUUCGUCUUCUGCUGGCUGCCGUUCUUCGUCCUGAACUGCACCGUCCCGUUCUGCGACCCGCCGUGCGUCAGCGACACCACCUUCACCGUGUUCGUCUGGUUCGGCUGGGCCAACUCCUCCCUCAACCCGGUCAUCUACGCCUUCAACGCGGACUUCCGCCGGGCCUUCGCCACCAUCCUGGGCUGCAACCGCAUCUGCUCCAACAACGCGGUGGAAGCCGUGAACUUCAGCAACGAACUCGUCUCCUACCACCACGACACCACCUACCACAAGGAGGCGCUGGUGCCCGCGCAGCCGCAGCAGCGGGCCCGCAACCUGAGCAUGACCUUGGACGACCGCCUGGGGGACAUGAGCGCCCGGUUCGACGAAGAGUCCAACAUCUCCAGCGGUUCUGCGAGCCGCGACAGGCUGCUGCUGCUGCCGGCCGUCCAGCUGGAGGACGACGCGGAGAUUUCUCUGGAAACGAUCACACCCAUGACGUCAGCAGCGGAACUGGAAAACGAGGUUUUCAUACCUGGACGAGUCCAUCAGGACGGAUAGAACCAAGCAGAACUCAUCAGUCCAGAGUAGCACUGAUAGGCCGCAAAAUAGAAACUCUGAUUUGAUUCCUGAUUUUAACUGAUUCUCUUCUUAUUUUCUUUUCCCAAGAAGAAAUUGUAAAUGAUAAAGUAUUUUCAAACUGUGGCUUUUUGUCAUCAUCCCUCCUAUUACGGAGUGUUUGGGUUAUAAGGAGAAUAUAAUCAUAAAAUUAGCAGAAUAAAGACAAUUUGACCAGAGAAAAAGUCCUUUUAUGAGAAAAAGUUUGGAUAGUUAUGAUCUGAAGUGAGCAAAUCCCUUCAUCUGGUUGUUUCUUGUUUGGUCGAUUAUGUAAAACUCUGGAUAAUAAUUUCAUGCUAAAGUGUUAAAAUGUAUUUAUUAAAUAUUAUAUGUAAAACUUACACCAAACUGUCACGUCACUCAGUAUUCCUCAUUUUUUAUGUUGGAGUUUUUCAUAUAAUUAUACUUUAUCCUCACAUUAUUUUAGUCUCUAUUGCCACAUGAGUGAAUUCUUGUAAUAUUAUGAUUUAUUCUCUUAAUUAAAAUUUUAAAUCUUAGUCUGACCCUAAUAUUCAGAGUUGACCUGAAUCCAAAGCUGUAAAACAAGAUGGCCGCCCCAGGCCAGCUGACGUCUCUGAAUAUGGAAACCCGAGGAGAACAUGGUGAAAAACAAAAUCCAAAAAAUAAAUAUUCAGGAACCAGGAAUCUGAUUAAUCAAUAAAAUCGAUUUAUGGCCCAGUCCUGCUGGUUGUCAUCAGAAGAUGAACUCAAAUGUUAGGAAAAGAAAACAGUUUUUAUUCAGGAUUAUGAGUUAUCUUUUUGUUCAACACUAUGAGGGAAAAUGAGGACAAACCACACCAAAGCAAUGCACUAAUGUCUGCAGGAUGACUCACAGGAGCCUGGAGGUUUUAUCAGCAGUUUUAUAUUUACUGUUAUUUAUUCAGUUUCUUUGUUAAAUGUCAACAUGUAGAAGCAUCUCAGUCAUGAUUUCAGAGACAUGAGAUCCUCCACAUCCUCACA
Messenger RNA from Gambusia affinis (western mosquitofish), 2804 nucleotides. RefSeq names its product D(1)-like dopamine receptor. NCBI's taxonomy places the organism in Eukaryota, Metazoa, Chordata, Actinopteri, Cyprinodontiformes, Poeciliidae. Gene Ontology annotation, biological process: adenylate cyclase-activating adrenergic receptor signaling pathway. Gene Ontology annotation, cellular component: membrane. The transcript has a single exon. The record is from RefSeq and is a predicted model, not a curated record. The coding region runs from base 318 to 1787 and encodes 489 amino acids. Gene Ontology annotation, molecular function: G protein-coupled receptor activity.